Phyllotreta striolata is the source of this 1437-nucleotide messenger RNA. Lineage: Eukaryota; Metazoa; Arthropoda; Insecta; Coleoptera; Chrysomelidae. The record is from the annotation of a GenBank genome assembly.
AUGGUAACCACAACCAAAACAAUCGCUGAACUAAACUCGUCCCCGGCUCUCUUAGUUAUAUUAGUAAUUUUUACAAUGGAUCCUCUUUACCUGGCUUUGAGCUUGUUCAGGCGAAGGCGGUACGACAAAUGCGUGGAAGUUUGCACGGGAAUUUUGGACAAGCAGCCGCUGGACCAAGCGGCGUGGUGUUUGAAAAUGCGCGCGCUCACCCAGAAGGUCUACGUCGACGAUUUGGAAAACGAAGAAGUACCCGAACUGGAUUUUCUGGACGACAAUGUAUUGGCCACCGCCCCCAGGCCGGGUACCUCCAUGAAAACGGCGGUGGUACCCCCGACCGGAGCCUUAAGUGCUAGACCGAGAACAUCAACAGGCAGACCGAUGUCAGGAGUGGCGAGAUUAGGGACGCACGUCAGGCCGGAAUCGGCCUUAGACAGGGCGCGGACGGCGCGACCGCUCACCGGCACCGCCUCCCGCACGGUCCGGCUGGGCACCGCCGCGAUGCUCGCCCAGAAAGACGGCCCCUUCAUCCAGGUAUCCAGGCUGAAUUUGGCCAAGUACGCCGACGACCCCUGCCUGUCGAAGCCGCUGUUCGAGUACCUGUUCUUCUGCGACGGGGACACCAGGGCCGCCAUGGAGCUGGCCGUGCAGGCGACGCAACGGUCGCGCUUCGACGACUGGUGGUGGAAGGUGCAACUGGCCAGGUGCUACUCGGCGAUGAAUCUGAUCAGGGAGGCCGAGCAGCAGCUGCGGAGCGCCGUCAAGCAGCAUUACAACGUGGAGACGUUCGUUAGACUGGCCAGGGUCUAUUCGAGAGUAGAUCAACCACUGUCGGCUAUAGAUAUUUGUAAAUCUGGAUUAGAAAUAUUCCCUAAGGAUGUUACUAUAAUGACGGAACUGGGGAGGUUGUACGAAGGUUUAAACGAUACUAAUAAUUCAGUGAAAUACCACAGGAAUAUUUUAAUAGAAGAUGCUAUUAACAUAGAAGCUGUAGCUUCGUUGGGAAUGCACCAUUUCUACAACAACCAACCAGAGUUGGCUCUAAAAUAUUACAGAAGAGCGUUAUCGAUUGGGGCGCAUUCUGGUGAACUAUACAACAAUUUAGGCUUGUGCUGCCUGUUCUCGCAGCAAUUCGAUUUCGUUUUGCCGUAUUUCCAGCGAGCGCUCGAACUCGCCACUGAGGCCAGCGCCAAGGCUGAAGUUUGGUACAAUUUGUCGCACGUAGCCUUGGCGGCUGGAGAUGUACAACUGGCUGUGCAGUGCUUGAACUUGUGCCUCAGCUCGGACGCCGCGCACGCGCCCGCUUUUAAUAAUCUGGCAGUGUUGUACCACAAAAUGGGCAAGUCCAGUUUGGCCAAAGCGUAUUUGAACACUGCCAAGUCGCUGGAACCAGAAUUGGGAGAAGUACAAGGGAACUUGGAGUACCUUCAAAAAUUGUAG